This is a messenger RNA of Paramuricea clavata, 2628 nucleotides long. Lineage: Eukaryota; Metazoa; Cnidaria; Anthozoa; Malacalcyonacea; Plexauridae. The record is from the annotation of a GenBank genome assembly.
AUGCUGAAACUACAAUCGGAUGGAGGAUUGACAAGCCCGAAUGCAAUGCGAAUAGAGAAUGACAAGCCAAAGACCGCGAAAUCAACCACAAAUCAGCCUGAACAGCAGGAGAUGGAUAAGAUAAUUGCCAAGUACGACCAUCUAUUUCAAGGAAUCGGCAAAAUCACAGAUAAGAAGAACAACAGAGAAAUAUAUGGACAAUUCCACAUGCAACCAGAGGCCAUACCAAUAACGCAGAAACCUCGCCCUGUACCGUACCACCUACAAAAGUCACUGAAGGAAUGGUUGCAACAAGGAGUGAAAGAGGACAUAUUUGAACAGGUCCCUGACGAUGAACCAGUGACGUGGUGCUCCCCACUGGUGAUACAACCCAAACCGAGAUUCGCAAAGACUCCAACGGAGGAAUUGGGCACACAUAUGAUCCGAGCAAGUGUCGACCUCCGAGUUCCCAACAAAUACAUGGAACAAAGCCGAGUAUCCCAAACACCCAUUGUUGAAGUAAUAUUUCAAAUCCGAGUUAGUGUUUUAGACGUGGUUUCUAAAUACAAGUGCCAUGAACAAUGGCGAGGCGCAGCCGAGCCAUUGAUCAUGGCACUGGGGAUUUGGAAGCCAAGUUUAAAACACUAACGAGGAUUUGAAAUUGCUUCUCAUACAUCAUUAGACUUUCAUAGCAAUGAGGCAUGAAAUUAUUAGAUAUUCAAAAAAGUGAGCGUGGGCAUUAACGAUUACAUUCGCUUGAAAGUUUGCAUGAAGUGCAACGAAGCAUUCAGUUCGCUUUCGUCGUGAAUAGAUUAAUUUUGUUGGCAAAAGAGCAUGGUAUCUUCUUAUAAUAUAAGAAAAAGCGGUUUCGAGAACCAGAAAGUGUUGAGCACAGCAUUGUGCACAGUAUUGUCGCUCGGCUGACAAGGUUGGGGAUCCGAAAAACGAUAUAUCAGAUUGUGUGUGCGAUAAGGCGCUAUCUGGUGGAAAAUGAAAGAGCCGAAGUGAAUAUAUAUUUUAUAGACGGUAAACAUUACUGGUAAGUUGCUGUAUUAUAGUGUUUAAAGCGCUGUUUAUUAUGACAGUUAGUAAAAAAGUUCGUUUUCCUAUAUUUAUGUAGUUUUCAAACGUUUAGGAAAAGUGUUAGCUAUAAAGUGUAGUUAGAAUAAAUUUCUAAAUACAACUUACUGUAUUUAGAAAUAAUUCUAAACAUAGCAAUUAAAUAUAUUUGCAUAAUCUUUUGUUUACGCCUCAAUUUCCCUAUUGUUCAAAGCCCUUCCCACUUGAAGUAAUUAAAGUCCUGGUCUAGACGGGGUAUCCAGAUAGAUACACGUGAUGUAAAUUAAACCAUGUCAUUGGCCGAAAUGCUAUGAAUAUCUAAUGAUGUAUGAGAAGAUUUCAUCCACAGAUUUCAUGACUGCAGCAUUUGGACCAAGAUGGACCUCCCGUAAAGGUUACCAUCAACCUGCCCUCGAUCCAGGGUCACGAGCUGUCGCCACUUUUCCUACCCCAUGGGGGAAUUAUCGCCCGAAACGACCAGAAUUUGGAGCCAAAACAUCACAAGAUGCAUUCGAUGAAACAAUGCAACGAAUCUUCGGAGACAUCCCCAGAUGCUUCACCAGAGAGACAAAAUAGCAGUAAACGAGUUCCAUUUACGUAAGGGAAAUUUGUGGCAGAGAACAUAUGUAUUCCUGUUCUAUUAGUAUAAAUAUAGGCUAGGGUAGAUUAUUGGUACUGUAUAGAUGUUUGGGAUCGGUUAUUGACUUUUGGAUUGGUUAUUGUCAUGUUGAACGCGUUAUGUGUGUGUUAGUUGAAUCGCAAAUUAAGAGUUGAGAAUCGUGUUGGGUAAUUGUAACUUACAUCAUUGUAAAACGACGUGCACCAAACAAGUGUAAAUAUCUGUACUUAAUAAAUAUAUUUUUAAAAAAAACAGUCCCAUGUGUAAAGUGUCUUGAAUCGUGAGCCAGCAACCAUCGUGACUUAAAUCGCACUAAGUUACGCGACAGUGGUAAUAGACAAACGACCUCGUUACCCAGAAAUCGAAGUCACCUACUCAACCUCAUCCAACCCAAGCAAACCUAAAACGAAUGUUUGCGCACCAUGGAACCCCACAACGCGUAGAUUCAGACAACGGACCUCCUUUCAAUUCAGAGGAAUUUGCUCAGCGAAAGACCGAUCAUAGAGAGAAAGAAGGAAAUUGACAAGCGGGACAAAGAGUACACGAAACGAAUGGCACACCAGAAAAGAAAUGUAAAGAAACACAAGUUCGCAUUGAAGGACUAUGUGCUGGUGAAGCAGAAGAAGACAAAUAAUUGGACAACAGCAUUCGAGCCAGCUUUUUACACCAUCACAAAAACUCAAGGAUCGUCAAUCACUAUCAGACGGAUUAAGGACGGAAGAGAACUGUGCCGUGACGCGAGUCAACUAAAACCAGCAAACUCCCUAGUGGGAACGGAGAAAUAUCCAAUGCAGCUUGCUGACGAUGAAGAAGAGGAGGAAUCUACUUGGGAUCGUGAAACAGACGAAGAAACGGCAGAUGGUGAGGUCGAGCAAGUUAGACCAGCAGAAAACGAAGGAACCGAUCGACCAAGAAGAGAAAGACAACAGCCGGCGCGACGGCAUGAGAGACUACUGUAUAUCCUUUCAUAA